UUCCCUGAACCCUCAUCCCCCAAUUUCUCUCUCUAGCUCACUCUUUUCUCUCUUUUUCUCUCCGUGUUGGUUUUUUUUCUUCUUUUUUUUUCUUUUUUUGUUAGUGUUUGUUUGGUAGGAAAAGAAAAUGGCUAUAGGGAAUGUGGCUUGCAUUAUCACUCUUAUCUCGUUAAUGUGGAUGGCUGAAGCUAGAAUUCCAGGGGUUUACACAGGGGGUUCAUGGGAAAGCGCUCAUGCAACCUUCUAUGGAGGUUCUGAUGCCUCUGGCACCAUGGGAGGAGCUUGUGGUUAUGGUAAUCUUUACAGCCAAGGCUACGGUGUGAACACGGCAGCACUGAGCACAGCACUGUUCAAUAAUGGACUCAGCUGCGGCGCCUGUUUCGAGAUCAAAUGCGCAAACGACCCAACGUGGUGCCACUCCGGCAGCCCAUCGAUCUUCAUCACCGCCACUAACUUUUGCCCACCAAACUUUGCACUCCCAAACGACAAUGGAGGCUGGUGCAACCCUCCUCGCCCUCACUUUGACCUCGCCAUGCCCAUGUUCCUUAAGAUCGCCGAGUACCGUGCUGGUAUUGUCCCAGUUGCUUACCGAAGGGUGCCAUGCCGAAAGCCUGGUGGAAUCAGGUUCACGAUCAACGGUUUCCGUUACUUCAACCUGGUUUUGGUAUCGAACGUGGCGGGUGCAGGGGAUAUCGUGCAAGUGAGUGUGAAGGGUUCGAAAACGGGUUGGAUGACCAUGAGCCGUAACUGGGGUCAAAACUGGCAGUCAAACGCCGUUUUGGUGGGCCAGUCUCUGUCUUUCAGGGUUAGAGCGAGUGAUCGAAGGCAAUCCACCUCGUGGAACAUAGUCCCGGCUAAUUGGCAGUUCGGUCAAACUUUUAGCGGCAAGAAUUUCAGAGUCUAAAUUAAUAAAUAAUUAAAAAAAAAAGUUUAACCGAGAAAAUAUUUAUAAAAAAAAAAAGUCUAAGGACACUUUGGAGAUUUCGCGCCAUAAUGUUAUUUCCCUUUUUACCCUUUCUUGGCGCCAAAUUUGUCUUUUUUUUUUUUUGGGUUAAAUGUUUUUCAUUUUGACUGGGUGUUGGAGGGUUUGCUGACAAGGGAAGAGAGAGAAGUGUUUUGUUUAUUUUUAAUGUUUUUUCAUAACAUUUUGAUUGGUGGGUUUGGAUGAAAGUGUGAAGUGGUAAGAGUAAGAAAGUGGGGAAAAUUUUAGGUUUGGGGGGGGUGGUUGAAGAGGCUGAGGCGGCAGCAGAAAAAUCAUGUAGCCCGCAGCCUAAUAGUAUAAUAGUAGGGAACAUAUUGUAAUAUCGUAUAUCAUUACAUAUUAUAUAUGUGCAAGAGAAGUGUAUUAUUCUACUACUA
Messenger RNA from Ziziphus jujuba (common jujube), 1359 nucleotides. Its product is annotated as expansin-A6. The record is from RefSeq and is a predicted model, not a curated record. NCBI's taxonomy places the organism in Eukaryota, Viridiplantae, Streptophyta, Magnoliopsida, Rosales, Rhamnaceae. Bases 128 to 904 code for a protein of 258 amino acids. Gene Ontology annotation, cellular component: extracellular region. Gene Ontology annotation, biological process: plant-type cell wall organization. The transcript has 3 exons.